Cuscuta europaea is the source of this 484-nucleotide messenger RNA. NCBI's taxonomy places the organism in Eukaryota, Viridiplantae, Streptophyta, Magnoliopsida, Solanales, Convolvulaceae. The record is from the annotation of a GenBank genome assembly.
UAUCGUCAAUCUUUGACCAGAAGCUUUCUUCUCAACGAACGUUGGUCUCCCAGAAAAAGCUAGGGUUCAUUGCUAAGCUCUGCUCAAGUUCUCCAGGAUCGAAAUGUCUUCAAGUUCGUUCACCUCGAAUUCAAGGAUGGGUUCAAACCUCUACUACGAACCUGCUGUGUAUUGUAAUUGUGGAUUAAAAGCACCUUUGUGUGUGGGAAGGGAAAGUGGCCGGAAGUUCUAUGGGUGUCAACGAUGGAAAACACAAGGAGGAGGAUGCAAGUUCUUUGCUUGGAAAGAAGAGAGUAAUGCUAAAUGGGAAAGUUCAGAAUUGAGCUGGGAGGAGGGCAGAAAGCUACUUUAUCAGUUAAGAGAUGAAAAUAUGAGUGUUCGUCAUGAAGUGAGUGAGUUACGAGCUGCACUGCAAUCCGAAAUUCAAGAAAGGAGGAAUUGUAUAAUGUUGAUUACAAUUAUAAUUGUAUUUGUUGUGGUAGCA